Molecule: messenger RNA, 2647 nt
Organism: Camellia sinensis
Lineage: Eukaryota; Viridiplantae; Streptophyta; Magnoliopsida; Ericales; Theaceae
Source: RefSeq, a predicted model, not a curated record
UAAAAUUAUUACAUACAAACGAACAAUAGCAAUGGCGGAUCUACAAUCUCCGGGGCCGCCUCGCUCCACCGCCGACCUCUUCGGAGACCCAGUCGACUCCCACCCGGUAUGGUUCAAGCAAUCCUCCUUCCUCCAACCCAACUUCGACUCCGAGUCCUACAUCGCCGAUCUCAGGACCUUCGUCCCCUUCGAAACCCUCCGAUCCGAGCUCCAUUCACAUCUCUCCUCUCUCAAACACGAGCUCGUCGACCUCAUCAACCGCGACUACGGCGAUUUCGUCAGCCUCAGUACCAAGCUCGUCGACGUUGACGCCGCCGUCGUCCGAAUGCGCGCCCCCCUCUCCGAGAUUCGCGAGAAGAUCCUCGUCUUCUGCUCCGCCGUCGAGGCCUCGCUCCUCGCUCUGCAGACUGGUUUGCGGCAGCGAGCUGAGGACUCCGCCGCCAGGGAGGUCUUGGAGUUGUUGCUUGAUACGUUUCAUGUUGUGUCUAAGGUUGAGAAACUGAUAAAGGAGCUGCCUAGUGUGCCUGCUGAUUGGUCUAAUGGCGAUGUAAAUUUUGCAGAGAAGGAUCUGGAUCACUUAAGCAACGGAUUCUCCGUACAACACAAUGAAAAUGAAACAAAUAUUAGGGAGACUCAAAGCAUGCUUUUGGAUAGAAUUGCCAGCGAAAUGAAUCGGUUUAAGUUCCACAUCACUCACGCACAGAACUUGCCUUUUAUUGAAAACAUGGAGAAGAGGAUACAAAAUGCUAGCCUAUUAUUGGAUGCUAGCUUGGGGCACUGUUUUGUAGAUAGACUGGAACACAGGGAUGCAAAUGUCAUAUUCAAUUGUUUACGGGCAUAUGCAGCUAUUGAUAACACCAGGAGUGCUGAAGAAAUUUUUCGCUCAACUGUUGUGGCACCAUUGAUUCAGAAAAUUAUUCCACACAGUUCAUCGGGGGUGGUUGGUGGGGGGGCAUCAGGAGAUGAACUUGAAGAGGAUUAUAAGCAAAUCAAGCAAUAUAUAGAGAAAGAUUGCAAAUUUUUACUUGAAAUUUCCUCUACAGAAAAUUCAGGUUUACAUGUUUUUAGCUUCCUUUCCAAUUCAAUCCUUAUAGAGGUUCUCUCAGCAAUCCAAAGGGGAAGACCAUGGGCCUUUUCACCUGGAAGACCUACAGAAUUUCUGAAAAAUUGCAAAUCAAGCCUAGAUUUCUUGGCUCAUUUAGAAGGCUAUUGCCCAUCCAGAUCUGCUGUUGCCAAAUUUCGAGCUGAGGCUGUCUACGUUGAGUUCAUGAAGCAGUGGAAUGUUGGAGUCUAUUUCUCAUUGAGGUUCCAGGAAAUAGCUGGGGCUUUAGAUUCUGCACUUGCAGGUGCUAGCCUUGUCCCAAUUCAAACCUCACACUCAGAGAGAAGAAAUUCUCAAGAUUUAACAUUAAAACCAAGUGUUACUCUUUUGGAAUGCUUGAAGUCCUGCUGGAGAGAAGAUGUUGUUGUUCUUUCUUUCUCUGACAAGUUCUUUCGCUUGUCUUUACAGCUUCUUUCUCGGUACUCCAAUUGGUUGUCAUCUGGAUUGGCUGCUCGCAAAGCUGGUAAUGAAGGUUCCAAUCCUGGUUCUGAAUGGGCUAUUUCUGCUGUUCCAGAUGAUUUUGUUUAUAUAAUUCAUGAUUUAAAUUGUCUAGUAGCAGAGAUUUGCAGUGAUUUCUUGCGACAUGUAAUUGGGCUUCUAAGUUCAUGCUCCACUGAAGUACUUGAGCUUGUAGAGCAAAGCAUUUUACAGGGUGCAAAAUCUCUAAAGGAUCUUAUACCUAUUGUGAUGAAUUCAAUAAUAGAAGCAGUAGUUAAGAAGUCUGUUGAGGACUUGAAACAGUUGAAGGGAAUAACUGCGACUUACAGGAUGACUAAUAAGCCUCUUCCUGUUAGGCAUUCACCAUACGUGUCAGGUGUACUACAUCCUUUAAAGGCGUUUUUGGACGGAGAGCGAGCUAACACGUAUUUGAUGAGGGAUAUUAGGGAUGAACUCUUACAUGGUGCUGCUUUUGAGAUAACUGGUCAUUAUCAUGAAUUAGUUGCGGAUCUUGUUAGUUUGGCAAAGAAAACGGACUCUUCACUUCAGAGAAUUCGUCAGGGUGCACAAAGGCGAGGUGGAGCAAGCUCUGAUGUCUCUGAAAAUAAUGUGUCCAAUACUGAUAAGAUCUGUAUGCAAUUAUUUCUUGAUAUUCAGGAAUAUGGGCGCAACCUCUCUGCGCUUGGGGUUGAAGUGGCAAAAAUUCCUGCAUACCGUUCCUUGUGGCAGUGUGUUGCCCCAACAGACAGUCAAAAUACAAUUAGUUUCUAGUUUUUGGCUUUCAGCAUACCACCACCAAGGAUGCAUUUGGCUGCUGUUUACCUUGCGCAAUGGGGGAAAGAAGGCAUUUUGGCAGCGGCCAGCAAGUGGGCAUAGUAACAUAGAAAUACCAUUUUUUAUUUUUUUCGCUCAAUUUUUAUUCUAUUGUAGGUGUUUUUUGUUGUGUAACAGUUUUUUUAUUUUUUAUUUUAUUUUUAUUUUCAGUAGUUGCAUAUUGACAUACGUGCUUUUCCUGUAGCUCAUCUUACAGGGUGAAAUACAGAGUUCUGUAUAUUUUAGAUAAUUCUUAGUUGGUUGCGAAUAAUAAUAAAAAUGAGAAUAGUUAAG